CAGCUGUAACCAAGAUGAACUUCGAUAAUGAUUACCUGAAGAACAGUGCAAAUAUGAUGGGCCAAAUGUCAGAUGAGGACAUCAGGAGAGCUUCUAAUAUGAUGCCAGGGAUGGGAGCAGGUGGUAUGUCUCCAGAAAUGCUCAGAAAUGCGAGUAAUAUGAUGAGCGGGAUGAGUGAUGAACAGCUAAAUCAAAUGAAAAAUAUGGCACAAAAUUUUAAUGGAAUGCCAGGGAUGCCAAAUAUGAAUAAUCCUUUUGCAACUCCAUAUCAACAACCUACAGCUAGUACCAGUACUACUGUUAAGGAAGAUACUCCAUAUGCUAAUAAGGAUGACCAGAAGAAAUUUGAUAAUGUGACAGAACUAAAGAACAAGGCAAACACAUUAUUUAAAAAUAAGGAGCUGGAUAAAGCCUCUGAGAAAUAUUAUGAGGCCAUAAACAAAGUUAGAACCACAACAUCUUUAAAAGGGACUCCUCAGGCUGAUAAGCUUGAGAUGAACUGAAGACUUAAUCUUGCUUUAUGUAAGAUCAAGCAGGAAGAGUACGAUGUUGCCAUCGAUCAAUGAGAAAGAGUUCUUCUAGAAGAUAAUUCCAACCUAAAGGCUCUCUAUAGAAUCUCUCUAGGAUUGAAAAGCCAAAACAAUGGGCUAGAAGCUUGGUCUUACAUUAAGAGAGCUUACAAGAUUGACCCCAAUGACCAGAACAUCAAGAAGCUUCAUAGUGAGCUUAAGCCAAUCAAAGAUGAGUUUGAUGCAAAGUUUAAGAAAGAACAACAAGAGAAGCAAAAACCUCAAGAGCAAGAGCCCAAGAUGAAAACUCCUGAAGAGAAGAAAGCUGAAGAAGAGGGAAGUAAAGAGUCAGACCCGAAGAUUAAAAGAGCGAAGGUUCUAAAAUCAUCAAUGAAGUUCACUAAAGAUGAUGAAGAGGAACGUCCUAAAGAGUACGUUCAAAGUAAAACUCAUCAUGAAGAAGUCAAAAUUGAGGAAGAGAAAGUCCCAGAAGCUCAACCCCCUCAACAACAGGAAGAGGGGCCGUUUAACAGGUUCAAUAGAGAUGGCUUCAACAUGCCUCCAGGGAUGGCCCAAAAUAUGAGUGAUGAACAAAUAAACACAUCUAUUAACAUGAUGAAGCAAAAUCCAGAAAUGAUGAAAAACAUGAUGAAAUCCCAAGGAAUGAAUAUGGGAGAUGCCCAAAUGGAUGCAAUGAUGAAUAUGAUGAGCCCAGAGAUGUUUAAAAUGGCACAACAAAUGCAGCAAAAUGGAGCUAAUCCUCCAAAUAUGGGUUCCAAUAAUACCGAAAAUGCUGGCUUUCCUAAUAUGGGGACUGGAAUGCCUAAUAUGAGCGGACCACAAGGAGAACAGAUGCAAAAGAUGGCUAGCGAGAUGAUGAAUAAUCCAGAAAUGCUGAAAAAUAUGAUGAGUAUGUUCACAGAUGAUCCCAAUGGACCGAUGAUGCAGAUGCUAAAGCAGCAAUUCCCGAAUGCGAACCCUGCAAUGCUAGCUAGAUGAAUGAAGGUCUUAUCAUAUUUCGUUCUGAUGUAUGCUUACAUCAGGAAAGCAUGGAGCUACACCAUUGUGAAGUUAAUCUUCUUUGCCAUCUGAGUUUAUUUUGUGGCAUGGCUUAUUAAAUAGAUCAAUAUUACA
Molecule: messenger RNA, 1643 nt
Organism: Moneuplotes crassus
Lineage: Eukaryota; Ciliophora; Spirotrichea; Euplotida; Euplotidae
Source: the annotation of a GenBank genome assembly